Messenger RNA from Peromyscus californicus insignis, 12582 nucleotides. RefSeq names its product kelch like family member 24 (gene Klhl24). Gene Ontology annotation, molecular function: protein binding. The transcript is spliced from 7 exons. The record is from RefSeq and is a predicted model, not a curated record. The coding region runs from base 4949 to 6751 and encodes 600 amino acids. NCBI's taxonomy places the organism in Eukaryota, Metazoa, Chordata, Mammalia, Rodentia, Cricetidae.
GGUGGCCGCUCCAGGCAGCCCGCGGCCGCGGCGCUGACCACCGGCACCUGCGGGAGGGAGACGAGGGCCCCGGCAGCCAGAAGCCCGGCGCGGCCUCGGGCGUGGGGACCGGGCGGGGACGAGCCCUGCGGCGGCGAUGCGCUUCGGGCGGAAGCGCCCGGAGUGCUACGGCCUCGGAUCUGGCGUUUCCGUGGGGGUGAGGGCGACCGUGGGUGCUGUCGCCGAGCGCGGACGCGAUCGGGGUGCUGGGGCCACGGCCGCCCGCCGCGGGGUUGCGAAACCUGCUAGGCGUGGUCACCUGACCGUUACCCGCCCCCGCUGAGCCUUUGUUUACCGGGAGCGCAGCCGCCGGCCGUCCCGGGGGAGCCCCCGCCCGACCUUCUUAAUUUAGUUCCCAAUGUUCCCCGCCCCCCAAGUCCCGGACACGGGAGGCGAAGACAGUUCGGGCGGCUACGAUUGGGCGCCGCAGGCGGGACCCGGCCGCCGAGUUCCGAGUUUUUAUUGGCGGGGGCUGGUGUCUGGGUGGCCCGCGCCGCGCAGUCCCGCCCUCGCUUGAAGGUGACCUGGAGGACGCGGGCGCCGCGGGAGGGGGGACCAUGGUGGGGGGCGUGCCCCGCGGAGGCGUAGGCGAAGCCGGAGCGGAUGGGCUUCGGGCACAGAGUGACAACAGCGCAGAGAAGCGCGCUGCUGCCAACCUGCCCUUGCCGGCUCUGCGCAGGCUUUGAUAGCGGAGGGUGAACCACAAGGUCCCUUUUGGGGAAGCCUAAGUGUGUCAGCGCUAGCGGAUUUUAAUGAUUCGUUUUUGGCGUGCUAGUUGUUUGCAGCUGACACCCGGCAAGUCCACCAGGUGGUUGGUUGACAAGGGUUUGGACUUUCGUUUUGGUUUUCUUUUAUUAGGAUUUAAAAUCUAUCCUUUGCCACUUAAAGUUUAAAAGAUGGCUUUUACCUUUAAAAAAAAAAGAUUAUGUGAAGUUAUUUGCCUAAAAGUUAGUUUUGUUUUUUAGUGCGCUUUCUUAGUUUUUCCUGUUUGGGGAUUUUUCAGCACACACACUUUCGUGUGUUAAUCUUCCAGGUAACUCAGAAGUUUCUGAGAAGUGAGUUGAAGGCGUAUCUUGGAAAACUAAAUUAAUAUCACUGAAAGACCAGUCAUUUUCAGCCAGAGGAUAUUAAAGAUUGUCUUCCCAAGCCCUUAAGCUUAUGGGGGUCUCAGGUUUUGUCAUUUUUUUAUAGCAGAAAAAAGUGAAGUUCUCCAGUGAAGCAGGUCUUACUGGCUAUACAUUCUUAAUAGAUUUUUUUAAAGAUGUUUUUAUUCCGUGUAUGGGUAUUUUGCCCUCUUGUAUCAUCACUUGCGUUCAGUGCCAAAGAAGGCCGGAGGAGGGCGUCAGAUCUCCUGGAAGUGGAGUUACAGAUGGCUCAGGUUGUCAUCUGCCUUGUGGUUGCACAGAACCAAACCUGCUGAACCUGCUCCAGCUCCGCUUAAUGUUAAAAAUUCUAGUGAUGAUUGUAUCAGAAUAAGCAGCUGUCUGAUCAGAACACAUAAUCACUAGUGUACUAAGGGUAUUUGUUUAAUAGACCUUAAUAUAUGCAAAUGCUAUCCACUAUACUUUAAUAAAAGCUACCAUCUGGUAAGUCGUGUUUCUUCAGACAAAGCCUGCGAUUUAGUCUCUAAACAGGAAGAAGAAAAUAAUAUUCAAAGAGUUAUCAGUUCUAUCUUAAACUUCACUGGCCUUUGUCCAAGUUGCUAAAACCUUAAAUGGUUUUUCAGUGUGCUUUUUAACUUCCUUGUUUUCCUGCCAUUUCGUUAAGAUUCAAAGGUCAAACCUUUCAAAAAUAAAUACUUAGUAAAUAUAUUGCAGCAUUUAUUCUUGUAUGAACUUUACUCUUACCUUGAAAAUUAUAGACAACUCUUUCAUCAAAUACAUAGAUAUGGACUCUGUAGUGAAAAAUGUCAAUCAAAUGCUCUCACAAGCCUUCAUACAGAAAAUAUGCUUUCAUUUCUGCUGUGCCUGCAACAGAGACAGUUGGAUGUUGUAACGUUGUCUCUGUUCUUCAUGCUAUAAAACCCCUGGAAGCCCAACCAAUUGAGUCCCCUGUGGGUAGUCCAGUUAUUUGAGAUGCUGGGGCAAGAGGACUGCUCAUAGACCCAGGAGUUCAAGACCAGCCUGGACAACAUAGACCUUGGGGAUGGGGGCAAUAACAGAAUAGCUAAUUAACUUCAAGAGUUGUAAUUCCUCCAGUGCACCCUCCCUACUCCCCUUUGAGACCGAGGAUUAAGUUCUGGCCUUCUAAAAUGUAGCCACUGAGUUCUCGCUAGUUGGCUGAUCAUCUUAGAUGAAACAUUGAAACUAAAUAAAAUGAGAGAACUCAGGCAUUACAGAGUGGAGGAGGUCUUGCCUGGAACCCCAGCAGGGGAAUCUAGAAUUGGUGCCAAACCUGCAAUACACAAGGAGACCCCAGUCUCAAAACCAAGUGAUUAGAUUAGAAAGAUUAGAUUAGUUAGAUUAGAUUGGGUCUCUAUAAUUUGUGCAGUACUAAGUUAAAUAAAAAUCAUUGACUUCCGAGUGUACUUGAUAUUAAAAGGUGAUUUAGGAUCAAAGUUAACACCACAGCUGGUAUAGCUGUAAUAAGCCAAAACUGAUUUUGGUAGCAAGAAAAGUAACUGUCAAAAUUCUGUUUCUCCCUGCCUCCCCCUCCCCCACAGGAUCUUGUUUUGUAGCCUUACCUGGCUUGGUACCUGCAAUGUAAUUCAUAAUAGCCUCUAACUCACAGUGAUCCUCCUGCCUCAGCUUCUGGAGUGCUGGGAUUACAAGUGUUAACUCUCUUGCUUUGCUAGGCCUUUCACUUUUAAAUCGAAAUGCAAUAAGUAUUGGAGGGGGUGACUGACAAAAUGACAUUGUUUCCAUGUCAGGUCUAGUAAGGCGCGUAAGUUAGGGAAAGCUUUUUAGACAGUGAGAACACCCGAAAUGUAUGUGUAUUUGUAAAAUCUAUAGUUUUAUGUAAGUUUUAUAUAGGCUUGUGAAAUUGAUAUAAAUACGUAAAAGCCUGUUUGGUUUAGCGUAGUACUUUGUAAAGGAUUUAGUCUGUUGGAAGCAUUUGAUGACAUCCUUUUACAUUACCAUUAGACCUUUAAAGAUAACUCUUUUCAAUCACCCUUUCUUGUUUCUGCUUUAGCCGAGGUUCAGUUUGAGGAAAUGUGAUGUGGAACAUGGAUGGCAGGGAUGGCUGGCAAGUUGUAGGGACUAUACUAGCAGUAGGCGACAGGUUUCUUGUUCUCUGGUCUUUGGAAGGCCUUAGUUGCUCCAUACUGUCUGCCUGUAAUGUCUUUGUAGAGGAUUCUUUUAAAGGAAAACAAAGCUUGUUAUGUUGCCACACUGUAAAUCACACCGUAUACACCCUGUCCCUUGUCCUUGACAUAUUCAGAUCUUCAGGAUUACCUAGCUGGGCAUUGUGGCACCUUUAAUCCCAGAGGCAGGCAGAUCUCUGUAAAUUUUAGGCCAGCCUAGUCUACAUAGUGAGUUCCAAGCCAGCCAGGGCUACAUGGAGGUCUCAAAAAACAACAAAAUAUCAAUUUAAAAAAAGAAGAAAGCUUAAAGUAAAGUCCUACAGAAAAUGCUGAAUGGGCUGUUUUCUACUCAGAUGGUAUAAUUCUUCAUCAAACAAAUCAUUGGAAAUCUGUUCCAAUUUGUGCUUGAGUUCUGCUAGAGAAAUGCUGAGGAUGUGGAUCCAUAUUAGUGUUGGAGUUUUGUCUGCUUCUAGUGCUGGCCAACCCUACAGUAUCUAAAGUUGAAUUUGAAACUAGAAUUUGCUAGGUGUCAGACACAGUUGGCAGUCUCUUCCAUUGGCCUUGGGCCUUACUAACUACUGGUAAAGAAUACUCAGGUAGGUAGGACUAACAAGCCCCCAACUUGACCGAGAUGUAGUGUUCUUUAUCAAGUGUACACACGAGUUAGACUGCCUAAUGAAAAUAAGGAAAUACACAAGAUAGUGUUCGUGUCCUAAUCACAGGGUAGUCUGAAUAUAAAGAUGUGAUUCUGUAUUUUUUUAAGUUGGUUAUUUAUAUUUGGUUUUGAUAUCAAAUCUGCAUAAACUUAAGAAUUUACAAGUAAGUUCUUGUUAUGGAUGACUGGAUUAGAAACCAGAAGCAACCAGUAGUAUUUAAAUACAGUUGCUGUUCUGUGCACAGCUCUAAAUCCUGGUAGUUUCUCUUAAGCAUUCUUCUCCAUCUCCUACACACACACAGGGGCCGGGGAAGGGGUAGAUUGUGCUGCAUUAGUGGUUAUGUAGACAUUAACUCUAUAAGAUUCAAUAAAGCAGAAGAAAUAGCAAUAUAUAUUAAAUUAUUUUAUAGAUUUAUAUAAAGAUUCUAUAUAAAUAUACAUAACAAAAGCUUAAAAGUGAGUGGGUUUUCUUUUAUUAACUCUUGAGGUUUUUCUCAAUUGAUUACAUGGUUUUAUGUUGGUACAUAGUGAAUACACUGUUUACUUUGGUCAUGUUGAUAGUGCAACUCUUAAAGUACUCAGAUUCCAUCAUAUUUGAGUGAAAUGUAAGUUUUUUGGCAUUCUUCAAAUAUUCAAAGUGGAAUUAUCACAGGGUAUACAUUUCUUCAUCUCACUGUCAAAUUUAGCUUACUAUUGCAGCGAAUAGUAAAAGAAAUUUGAAUCUAAUUGAACAUAAACUGAUGAAUUUUCUUUGAGGUACUAUUAAUGGUCUAUAUGAAAAGGAACUUCCAGUUAGGAACGGCAGUUUACUAAGAACUGUUUUCACUGUAUCACUAAUAUACUUGAGCUGAUAGUGUCUGAUUUGUAUGUCACUGUUCUCCAUUUUAGGUGUGGAAAUAUAAACAACACAAGUAUUUGCCUGGGGCUUUGUGAAACAAAUGCUAAGAAGACACAUAAAGAAGAUCCCUAGCAGCUAUUUCUCAACAAUUAUAUAGUCAACUGAUGUAACAAUGGUACUAAUAUUGGGACGCAGACUAAACAGAGAGGAUCUUGGGGUGCGUGAUUCCCCAGCAACUAAGCGCAAGGUUUUUGAAAUGGACCCCAAAUCUCUGACAGGUCAUGAGUAUUUUGACUUCUCUUCAGGAUCAUCCCAUGCUGAAAACAUACUCCAGAUAUUUAAUGAGUUCCGAGACAGCCGCUUAUUCACAGAUGUUAUCAUCUGUGUGGAAGGAAAGGAGUUUCCUUGUCAUCGAGCUGUCCUCUCAGCCUGUAGCAGCUACUUUAGAGCCAUGUUCUGUAAUGAUCACAGGGAGAGCCGAGAAAUGCUGGUUGAGAUCAACGGCAUUUUAGCUGAAGCUAUGGAAUGUUUCUUGCAGUAUGUCUAUACUGGGAAGGUGAAGAUCACAACAGAGAAUGUCCAGUACCUCUUUGAAACCUCCAGCCUCUUUCAGAUUAGUGUUCUCCGGGAUGCGUGUGCCAAGUUCUUAGAGGAGCAGCUUGAUCCUUGCAAUUGCCUAGGAAUCCAGCGCUUCGCUGACACCCACUCACUCAAAACACUCUUCACAAAAUGCAAGACCUUUGCGUUACAGACUUUUGAGGAUGUGUCCCAGCAUGAAGAGUUUCUUGAGCUUGACAAAGAUGAACUUAUUGAUUAUAUCUGUAGCGAUGAACUUGUUAUUGGUAAAGAGGAGAUGGUUUUUGAAGCCGUCAUGCGCUGGGUCUACCGAGCUGUUGAUCUCCGCAGGCCGCUGUUGCAUGAGCUCCUGACACAUGUCCGGCUCCCGCUCUUGCAUCCCAACUACUUUGUUCAGACAGUUGAGGUGGACCAGUUGAUCCAGAAUUCCCCUGAGUGUUAUCAGUUGCUGCACGAAGCAAGACGGUACCACAUACUUGGCAAUGAAAUGAUGUCCCCAAGGACUAGGCCACGCAGGUCUACUGGCUAUUCAGAGGUGAUCGUUGUGGUUGGAGGCUGUGAACGAGUUGGAGGAUUUAAUCUUCCAUACACUGAGUGCUAUGAUCCAGUAACAGGAGAAUGGAAGUCCUUGGCCAAGCUUCCAGAAUUUACCAAAUCAGAGUAUGCUGUCUGUGCACUAAGGAAUGAUAUUCUUGUUUCAGGUGGAAGAAUCAACAGCCGCGAUGUCUGGAUUUAUAACUCACAGCUAAAUAUCUGGAUCAGAGUUGCGUCUCUAAAUAAAGGCAGAUGGCGCCACAAAAUGGCUGUCCUCCUUGGUAAAGUAUAUGUUGUCGGAGGCUAUGACGGGCAAAACAGACUUAGCAGUGUCGAGUGUUACGAUUCCUUUUCAAAUCGCUGGACAGAAGUUGCGCCCCUUAAGGAAGCAGUGAGCUCUCCUGCAGUGACUAGCUGUGUCGGGAAGUUGUUUGUGAUUGGCGGAGGACCUGAUGAUAACACUUGCUCUGAUAAGGUCCAAUCUUACGAUCCAGAAACCAAUUCUUGGCUACUUCGUGCAGCUAUCCCAAUUGCCAAGAGGUGCAUAACAGCCGUGUCUCUGAACAACCUGAUCUACGUGGCUGGGGGACUGACCAAGGCGGUGUAUUGUUACGACCCCGUGGAAGACUACUGGAUGCAUGUACAAAACACAUUCAGCCGACAGGAAAACUGCGGUAUGUCUGUGUGUAAUGGUAAGAUCUAUAUCCUGGGUGGAAGACGGGAAAAUGGAGAAGCCACAGACACUAUUCUCUGUUACGACCCUGCGACAAGUAUCAUCACAGGGGUCGCAGCAAUGCCCAGACCAGUGUCGUAUCACGGCUGUGUGACUAUCCAUAGAUACAACGAGAAAUGCUUUAAGCUCUAAACCCAGGGUACCUCACACGAGAAGCCACGCCAGUCCAAGAGGGAAGUUUUAAAAGCUACCAAGUGAGAACACAUCUUUGUGCUGUACGCAGAAAGACAAAAAGAAAUAAAGAAAUAAUCCUGAUGCCUUUCUGCCCCAAAUAUCAAUAUUUGAAGCUGUAAUCAAUCCUUUCCUGUAACUGGGGUGAGGGGUGUUAAAAUGAGGUGGUUAAAGCCUGGCAUUGUAGUGCACACCUUUAAUCCCAGCACCCAGAAGGCAAAGGCAGGAGGAUUCCUGUGAGUUUGAACCCAGCCUGAUCUGCAUAACAAGUUCUAGGUCAUCAAGGGCUACAAAAUAAGACCUUGUCUCCAAAAAAAAAAAAAAACCAUUUGGCCUACGAAUAUACUUUUUCAUCUGUGAGAAACUGUGGGGUAGGAAAUGAUACCCAGCUGUAAACUUCUUAGGGAUUUGUGAACUGUCUUUUAGGAAUGUUGAUUUCUUUUUUGUCAGUUAUGUAGAGAAAAAUUGUAUGAAUGAAGCUUCGUUUAGAUUGAAUCACCUGAUAUUAAGAAUGUUCAGAAUUCAUUGUGAGGAGAAGAAAUACGUUUUAAACAUCUCUGUCACUGACUUUAUCCAUCCUGAUUAAUUUCAGUGAAGAUGGUUUUCUUUCCUAAUUGUAAAAAUGUAGUAACAAUUCAGUUACCAUAAAAUACCAAAUUUUGUGACUUCAUAGACUGUUCUCUGUUAUUAAAUCCCUUUUGUGAGCUUAAGUAGAAGAUAUAAAAGUAAGGAGAGCCGGGCGGUGGUGGCGCACGCCUUUAAUCCCAGCACUCGGGAGGCAGAGCCAGGCGGAUCUCUGUGAGUUCGAGGCCAGCCUGGACUACCAAGUGAGUUCCAGGAAAGGCGCAAAGCUACACAGAGAAACCCUGUCUCGAAAAAAACCAAAAAAAAAAAAAAAAAAAAAAAAAAAAAAGUAAGGAGAUUUAAAUUAUACGUUAGUCCCUAAGGAAAAAAUUAAAAUAGCUAUUGAAGAAAAAAAAUGUGAUACACUUGGGUACUCAGGGUAUUUAAUGAAUCAUCUGUGAGUCUGCUACAGAAGUUUUUCCCUUAAAACUAACAGAGGAGUUGAAAUCCCUUUUACAGAGCCAGGAGGGGGUGUACAUCUGUAUCCAGGAUCUGGACCGCGCAUCAGAAGAAACCAUACUGGGACUGAAGAGAUGGCUCAGUGUUUAAGGACACUUACUGCUCUUGCAGAGAACCCUGGUUUGGCUCCCAGCACCCGAAUUAGAUGGUUCACAAAGGCCUGUAAUUCUAGUUCCAGGAAACCCAACACCCUCUCUCUUCUCUGGGCACCUACAGGCAUGUGGUGCACAUAAAUUCACAUAGACACACAUAUGUACAUAAAAGAAAUAAAUCUUUAAAAAAAACAAAAGUACAUUUGUAGUACUGCUGUAAGAAAAACACGACAGGUUUGCUCCCUGCCCAGCACAGUGAGUUCAUCUUCUGGUCUGAUGCUUGCUCAGGUGCCUCUUCCCUGCCUAGUCAGCAUCUCGUCCUAGCAAUCUGCCGAUUCCUUGAUAGCCUAGAGCAGAGGCGCUCCUCUCAGUGGGGCCACUUGGUUGUAAGUUAGUGCUGAGCAGAAAUCUCUUACUUGGGAGCCAUUGUAUAAAAUAUUGAUCAGCACUUCCAAAUUUCUACUAAAAUUUUUUAGGUUUUUCACCUCCCAUUUCCAGUGUUCAAAGGGAAAUGCCGAAGUUUUUUCUUAGAAAUAUAAGUGGGUACAGCAGGAACUAAACUACCAAACUGAUUAUCUCGUAACUUGUGUGUGGACAGAUAGCGAUUUGCAAUGCUGUAGGCCGUCCUGGGUGUUUGCAGUGUGUGACUUCCCAGGCACCUUUGUCUCUCACAAUACAAUAUACUCCUUGUCAGUGACUAUGAUGUUACUAGAUUUCUGUUAAAGUUAAGGUAAUCAUCAGAAGCCCAACACUGGCAAACUUCUUCCUCAUCUUAGAAUAAUACAGAUAUUUCUUAAGAGUCAAUGCUUAAUUCGAAUCUAAAUUCUGAGAGAAAAAUGCUAGAAAAUACACUUAUGAAAUUGUUUUCAAGUCAUAAAUUUUAAAUUUUAAACGAUAUAACUGAUAAUUAUAGAAGCAGUUCAGAAAACAAUUAUCUGUCAAUUGAAAGACAGUUGUAUGUACAAUUGAGGGUAUUUGUACUGUAAUUUUAUAGUAAAUACCUGCAUUAUACUUUUGUUAGAUAAUGGAAACGUUUUAAUUCAGAAAUUCUUAACAGUAAAGUGUGUGAACAAAAGUGUUUUGUAAAUGCUUAGGAUUCUACAAAUCAUCGUUAUUCUCAUGUAUAUUUGUAAGAUGGUGUCCAUUCAUAAAUACAUCAUAUAAAAGACUUUCUCAAAGUAAAUUUGUAUUUCAGUAUUUUUGUCUAUUGUAAAAAUAUUAUCUACUUGUAUUUUGUAAUGUUUAUCUUUCAUAUACCCUUGUGUUUAUUGUAGUAAAUUGGAAAAAUGCUGAAAAAUCCUAAUUUGCUUAAGCAAAUCAGUUUUUCUUUAUGUAAUUUAAAACCAUAUAAAUUGAAUAGUUGCAAAUUAUGUUAACAGUCACCAGAAAGUAUCUUGAGUCCUAGAAAAUUAACUUUUUAAAGCUGCCCAAUUGAUACUUAACUUCUUUUAAUUACUUAUCUUUCUUAUAUUUUAACUUCUUUUAUUACUUAUCUUUCUUUGCUAAUUCUUGAUAAAUAGUGGUGGUAAGGCCUGGUUUAAAAAAUUAGUUUUAGGGUAUAAUUAAUAUAUUAAAAGGGAUGUAUCAACAUCUUGGUGUCAUACCAUAUUCAUGCUGUCCUCCCAUAAUUGGCAGAGUUUCUUUUGGUAGGUGAUGCUUAUGUGCAUCUCUAAGUUACCUGUAUGUGUUCAUAUAUAGACUGUAUGGUUGUGUACAUACAUCACAAAUACCCAAUGAUUUUUGCAGUUUCGUUGUCAGAAACAGAUGUGAUAAAAAAAAAAAUUAGUUGAUCGUGUUCUAUUCAAUUUGCCGAAGACUAAAUUUGAACAUUUCUAGAGUACUCUUUGUUGUUGAGACAGGAUCUCUGUAGCCUGUGCUAGCCUCAAACUCUUGGCAACUCUUUGCCUUCUGAAUGCUGCAGGCACAAAUGGAAGCCAGGACCAGUUUUCUAGAAUAAUACUUUCAUCUGGAAGUACAGAUCUGGUCAUGAGGAUCUGUGUAACAGCAGUGUUAGGGAUCAGAAAGCAAGCUGCUGGUAGAGGAGUCCACAAGAGCCUGUUGAGGUCAUCCCAGCUGGAAAGAACUUGAAGGUGUGUUUGUGGAUCAACAGAAAAUUACACUUGGGUUUUGUGUGCAUUUUUUCAUGAACUUGAAUCCUUUUCCAACUCUUCUCCAUGUAUGUGAAAAGGUGGCCUGAGUUCCUCCUUUUCUUCUGUGCCAUCCCCACUGACUCUACUAACAGGUGAAUUGAAUUUUCUGUAGCUGUUUUCGUAGACGAUUGGGAUCCAGGUGUUUACUCCAUUUCAAUCAGGUUUAAAAAUACAUAAAUGCUCAGGGAGGAUGUGAGCCUGUGGCUGCUGCCUGUUGGGGUGUGUGCAAAGUGCUGUCUCUUAAAUACUAUUCAGUUGACAACUCUAGACUAAAAUUCGUUCAGAAGCUUCACACAUGGCCGUAGUUGAACAUACGGUCUACUUAGAAGGAUGACAGUGCUUCGUGAGCUGACACAUUCUCUGGUGAGUAGGAACUGUGUAUGUAUCUGCUGUCAGCCUCCCAUUUGGAAAGACAAAGGCUGUUUUUCUACUUUUGUCCAUGUCCAAACCAGGUGGGUGCCGCUUUUUCCUGACCUGACAACAGAUUUUAAAAAUCACUGAGAGCCCAUGCACUGAGAGGGGAAGGAAGUUGAGUUACUGUGUGUGUGUUCCUUUAACAUCUCUGGAUAUAUAUGUGAAAAGGAUACAUACUCCAGACUUUUAUGUGGCACCAAGUGAUAAGAUCAUGUCUAGAGGUUUCCUGAGGACUGCCUUGUUUUGUAGUCAGUCCAAGACACCACUAGUUAACAUGAUUUGGCCUUGAUAGCCUUAGUUGUGCAUAGCUGAGUAUGCCCAUAAUUCCAGCCCCCAGGAGGUGGGGGGCUAGAGGGUCAGGAGAGUUCAAGGACAGCCAUGGCUGCAUAGUCAGUUUGAGGCCAGACUUUGCCACAUGAAAUCUCAUGUCAGAAAUAAUCAUGGAAUGUUUGACAUGGAAUUAUAUCACUUCACCCAUUAUUUUUGUUAGUAAAUAAACAAUUCACUAUACCACAUAACCAGAAUGAAGCAGUUUGGCUGACCUGUAAGCCAAUAGAUGGGACUCACUAUUCUUACAGCCACAUCUAAUGCCAGGCAUCAGACGCCACUCCCAAGAGUGUAAACUGAUAAUGCCAGAGAUGCUUUCAAAAUAUUUUAGACGUUUUAAAGCAUUGUAUCUUAAGCAGGCUGGAGAGAUGGUUCAGCAGUUAGGAACACUAGCCUUUCUGCUCCUGCAGGAAUCUGUGGGUAGGUCCGAGCACCUUCAUGGUGGCUCACAAGCGUCUGUAACUCAGUUCCUGGGGUUCCAAUACCCUCUGGCCUCCACAGGCACCAGGCACACAUACAGUGCACAUACAUUAUGUGCAAACACUCAUAGUACAGACAAAACAUUCACGCACAUCAAAAUUAAUGAAAACUAUUAAAAUAAUGUAUAUGAACCUUUUUACAUUUUUGUGAUUACCUUAAAUAUUAAGCUUAUAUCAUAUUAAAGGUGAUCCUGAGUUUUAAAAAGUGAAGUCAUAACUUUAUGUAUCUUUCCAAAGAAGUUUUGUUGGAAUGUUUGUGCCUUAAGCCCCCCAGUGCACUGAAGUCUGAUAAAAUUAGGCAUGCAUAAACUGCAAAUUUGCCUCCUAUGCAGUAAUGCGUGUCUUUAUUUUUUUGUUGUUUGGUUUUUAUUUUUCAUUUUUGUUAUUGAAACCGGGUUGGUUUUACCUUUUGAGUCAGGGUCAUAUAUAGCUCCGACUGGCCUAGAACUCUGUUUUUGCUAAAGAUGCUCUUGAACUCCAAUUGUUCUUUAUCUCCCAAGUUCUUGGAUGAUAGCAUGUGCUACCACACCUGGCUGUUUGGGUUCUUGUCUGUGGAUUGGUUGGUUGGUCGGUCGGUCGAUUUAAUGUAGCCCCAGCUGGCCUGGAACUUAGUACAUGGCCAGGCUGGCCUUGAGCAACUGCAAUCCUUCUGCCUCUGUCCACCACACCCAUCUGUCCUGAAGUGCGUUGGUGAGUUCCAAGUGUGUCAUUGCUUGGCAGAAAGAGAAUGUUAAAUGAGGUUGUUGCUUGGUUUACAUUUUUAACUCUUGGUACCUAGGUGCUUUUAAAAUUCUCAGAUAAACACCCAUUAUGUUCUCAUAAAGGUCAUUUGAAAUAUCUAAUAGUGAAGAAACUAUGUGUAGUUAUUUCUGUUAUGUCUUUAUAUUAGUCAUUAGUUCUGCUCUGGGCUUUUUCUUCUAAUUUUCUUGAGAAAGCACUUCCUCUUCCUUGUCACCCCCCUGCAGUGUGAGUUUCCAGAGCUCUCUGAGGUAAGGCUUUCAGAACUGAACAACCAUAAUGUGCUUUACUGUAAAGCCACACACCUAUUGCUUUCGGUUUGAAUCUUCACAAUGACAAAAGGAUGUUUUCUGUGUUCUUCUUCUUGGCUCUGUUGUAGUACAUUAAUGCUUAUGUUUUUGUUUAAUGGCACUUCUUCCAUAGUUUAAAUUUUUAAAAGUUGUAUCUAAUGUCUUUUAAAUAUUACUUGACUAUAUGGUUGCAUUAAAUUUUGUUUACCAAAAAUCUGA